AUGUCUAACCAGGCGGCUACUCAUUGUCGUGGGUUACAGUUCGGUGCAUUCUCUAAUGAGAUUCAAGAUGUCACUCAAGCGUGUGAAAUAAAUCAUUCUGCCGAAAUUAUACCCUGCAUAGCUCAAUUAUACCGAAAUGAACUCUUCAGUGAUGUUACUUUGGUUGUUCAAAAUACACACUUUCCUGCACAUAAAGCUAUAUUAGCAGCUCGUUCCGAUUAUUUUAGAGCAUUGUUUUAUGGAGGAAUGGCAGAGUCUAGCUCAAGUGUUGUGCAUCUGAACGACAUUAAUGUAAUUGCUUUCAAAAAUAUCUUGCGUUACAUGUACACUGGUCAAAUAAAGCUAAAGAAGUCUAAGCUUACUCUUGAAAUCUUGGGCCUUGCUCACCAGUAUAAUUUUCACAGUCUAGAAAGUGCACUGUCCACGUACUUAACACAUUCACUCUGUCUAAAGAACGUAUGGUGUGUUUUUGACAUGGCUGUAAUGUACAAUCUGGAUGGACUUAUUACAGCCUGUUUAAGAUUCUUAGAUUGUCUUGCUCCUGCUCCUCUAUGUGAUCCACGCUUCCUGAAGUUAUCACAGUCGUCUGUUGAACGUUUGCUAUCUCGUGAUAGCUUUUAUGCUCCCGAAAUCAAGAUAUUUCGUGCUGUAUGCGCUUGGUUAAAGCAUUUUAAUAAAGUUAACAAUGAAACAGCUGAUAAAUCACAUUUGUCAGAUAAUCCUCAGUCAGAUGUUGAUAAUGAAGUGGGACAAGAAGAGUUAUCAAGUGAAGUUAAAGCAGAAAGCAACAACUUGUCAUUCUCAGCACUGUUAAAUUCAUCAGUACAGCAAGAGAAGAAAUCAUCGAACAGAGAUGUCGACAGUGAUCGAGAAUCACUAAUGGCGGUUACUUCAGAAGAACUUCGUAAUCAUCAUAUGAUGAGUCAGUGUGUUCGAUUCGAAUUAAUGUCACUUACUGAACUAUUAACUGAAGUCCGUUCAUCGAAACUUGUUAGCUCAGAAGAAUUGUUGGAUGCUAUCAAUCGACAGACUAAUUGUCCUGCUGAAGUACCUCAUCGUGGAUGGCUGCUGCCAGGUGUGAAUUUGGCAUCACCUCGUUUCGGAUGUACCUUGAUCUCUGGUGAACAUGGAACUUAUCCACACUUUUUCGUUGAAAAUCCACUUGACUUAGAGGAAUCCAAUGAUGCUAAAUUGAAUAUUGAAUCUCUGAGUCUAAAUGAACUGAACUGUCAUGAUUCAGACUAUUCAGAUAGAAAUGAAGAAGACGACGACGCUGUGGAUAUUGAUGAUGGAGAUGAGGCAGACGACAUCGGUGGAGGAGGAGGAGGAGGGCAUGGUGAAACAUACCUCAGAUGUCAGCAACAACGACGAAGAAACAAUGAUGAUGAUGAUGAUAAUACUCACUUGCCAACUAUAGAUAUGUCCGAUGUGGCAGGUCGAACAUUCAAUCGGCAUAUUGAUUCUACUCAUUUGUCUCGAAGUUCUUUGUCAGAAGGCGUAGUCUGGGGAACGAAUCAUACUCCGACUGUCAGCAGUAAUCCUAGCGAUUCUUCGCACCAUACAAAUAACCAAAGAUUGUCCAACACUCAACAAAUCCAUUAUAAUAUUCGUAAUUUAACCCUUUAUGGCACUGGUAUUGUGAAUACGGCGGCAGCAGCAGCAGCGGCAUCCAGCAGCACUGGCAAUGCACUCAGUAAUAAGGCAUCCUGUUGGAUCCAACCAUCGUCGAGAAGACGUGUUAAUCAGAAUAAACCACCGCCACCUCAUUCAGAAUAUGAUGUAGUUCGUCAUUCUUUAGAUGAUCCUAAGGCUAGUAUUAUUAUUCAGCUGGGAAAACCUAGUAUUGUGAAUACUAUACGUAUGCAGUUAUGGGAUCAAGAUUUACGCUCAUAUUCUUAUUGUAUCGAUGUUUCAUUGGACCAGUCCACUUGGCAUCGUAUUGUUGAUUAUCGUAAUUACAUGUGCCGUUCAUGGCAAACAUUACACUUUCCAUCACGUGUUGUUCAUUAUAUUCGUAUCACUGGGACAAGGAACACAUUCAAUCGUACUUUUCAUCUAAUCACAUUUCGAUGUCUUUACAGCGAGAAUAUAUUUCAGCAAGUAGAUGGCUUUAUGGUUCCAACUUAUAAUGUUGCAAAUGUUGAUCUUGGAGCUACAGUUCUAGAAGGUGUUAGUCGAAAUAGGAACGCGCUGAUUGACGGCAAUGUUCGAAUGUAUGAUUGGAAUUCAGGUUAUACAUGCCAUCAAUUAGGUAAUGGUGCUAUUGUAGUCCAGUUGGCUCAACCAUUCUUAUUGCGUUCAAUGAGAUUUUUAUUAUGGGAUUUGGACCCGCGUACUUAUUCUUAUUCAGUAUAUGUAUCAAAUGAUCGUUCAGAUUGGAAACUUGUACGUGAUGCAUCUGGUGAACAAUGUCGUUCUUGGCAAGUAAUCAAAUUUCCUUUACAAUUGGUUACAUUCAUUCGUGUUGUUGGCUCAAAUAAUACCGCGAAUGAUGUAUUUCAUUUAGUUCACUUAGAAUGCCCCUAUCCUCCAGCAGAGACAUUGGAAAGUAAUACAGAAGAACAUUCUGGAGAAUUGGUGAAUCCAACAGCAAACGUUGCAUCAGAACCUAAUGAUAAUGAAGAGAAUAUUGUGACACCCUCAUCGUCUGGGAUUAACCAACAUGAUGAUAAUGAUAACACUAUUGCUAACGAAUAUCAACCGAGAAAUUCUCAGCAGUCACCUGUUCGUAGAACUGUAACACCAGACCGUAUUGUUUGUGAUUCGAAUAGUGUCAGGUCUGAGUCACGCCCUCUUGAUACUGAUGAUCAUCAGUCAGGUGAAUCCAGACUACCUAAUAUUAGGCGCCCCAAUAUGGUGGCGACUGCUGCGCUUGCAGACUACGAUUUAAUGCCCGACUUAAAUUUAUCAUCUUUUCCCGAUACUACAUCUGAUGAUACUGUUCAGUCGGACAGAGUUAACACUACCACCACCACCCCAUCAGCUGUGGUUCCACCUUCUUCAUCAGCGAUAGAAGCAGCUGGUCAACGUGAUAAUCUACCUGCGCAUCGAGAUUGUGUACAACAUCGUUCAUUUCACCGUGCCUGA
Molecule: messenger RNA, 3087 nt
Organism: Trichobilharzia szidati
Lineage: Eukaryota; Metazoa; Platyhelminthes; Trematoda; Strigeidida; Schistosomatidae
Source: the annotation of a GenBank genome assembly